AUGAGCAGCAAAACAUUGGACAGUAUCUGUAACAAAUUUGCGAGACCUUGUUUUUCAUUUCUUACUCUUUGUACCGACAGCCGUACCAAGUGCAGACCGAAAACCAGUACCAGGGCCGCCAGCAGUACCAGCCCCAGCCCCAGCCACAGCCUCAGCCCCAACCUCAGCAACAAUACCGCCAGCAGUAUGCCCAAGAAGGUCCUCAGCGAGUUCCCGAAGAUUAUGACG
Iphiclides podalirius (scarce swallowtail) is the source of this 228-nucleotide messenger RNA. The record is from the annotation of a GenBank genome assembly. Lineage: Eukaryota; Metazoa; Arthropoda; Insecta; Lepidoptera; Papilionidae.